Messenger RNA from Prorocentrum cordatum, 1339 nucleotides. Lineage: Eukaryota; Dinophyceae; Prorocentrales; Prorocentraceae. The record is from the annotation of a GenBank genome assembly.
GCUGCCCUGCCGCACCGUGGUCCCCAAGCCUGGCAAGGGGCCUUCCGGGAAGACGGCCGAAUGGGAGCUCGAGGCCGCGGAGUGCCAGUUCUUGCGUGAGAAGGGGCCGCGCACCAACAAUGCGAACCAGUUCAUGGAGUUCGCGGAUCGGGAGAGCGCUCGGCCAGAAUCUCCCAUCUUUGGGCGGUGGGGGAGCCGCGUCGAGAGGGCGCGGAACACUUGCGCGAAGGGCAGGGCAAACUCUAAGGGCUUCACGAUCUGGGCCCUGACGCUGCGCGACUUCGACCCCUGGUUCCCCAGCGGCGUGAUCAAGCCCAUCCUGUCUCCCACUCUCAGGGUUUCGGCGCGGCGUGGAUUGGCGCAAGGAGUCGAGGCGGGCGGGCUUGUCCCGGCAAUCGUGGCCCACGUCAGGCCAGCCGUCUACGACGAUGGUAAGUUGUCUGAGCAAGCGGCGUCCACCCUGAAAGCGUUCCUGAACCCGAGCGAGGAAGGCGCUGCAAUCGGGGCUCGGCGGGGGUCGUCCGAGUUCGACACUGGGCCCUCCUGUCAAGUCUGCAACAAGGCGUGCGACAAGAGGUUCGACGCCGAGCUCGCCUCCCAAUGGAAAGAAGGCGCGCCGAAGGAGGACAGGGGCUCGCUGGCCGUCGUGGCGCGGGUGGAUUUUGCGCUGGCCAUCCCGAACAAGCCAGACCUCUUCAACAAGAAGUGCAAGGCAACUUUCGGCAAACACAACGAAAAAGACUCGACCAAGCCCGUCUACCCAGAUUAUUUCGAGGAGGACGUCAAUUGGGAAAAAGCCAGAUGGUCGAUGAACUACUUGGCGCGCCUCUGGGAAAACGAAGACGCGCCGCUCGUGCCGACUGCCGCGGGCGCGGGCCUCUUCAUCGCUGCUCCCGCGCCGUCCUCGCCGGGAAAGGGCUGCGACGAGUGGGGCCCUCGCUUGAUGGGCGCCGUUGCAUCUUCCUCGGGCGGCCUCCCGCGCGCGGCUGCCGCCGCCGGCAGGUGGCGCGCGAGCCUGCUCGACGGCGCGGGCAAAGACGAGCAGAAGGCGGUCUACGCGGCAAUUCAGCAAAACUUCGGCGCCCGUAGCGCCGCGGGGCGCGGCGGCGAUCUCGACCGGGUGGGCGUCGACGAGCAGAAGGCCAUCUACGAAGCGAUGCAGCGGGAUUUCCUCCAGAAGAACAAGAAUGACACUGGCGCGCAGAUUGGCGACGACUUCGACGCGGAGGCCGCGCUCGCGCUCUGCCUCGGCCGCGAGGGCGCCCCGGGCCGCGAGCGAGCGGAGGAGGCCCGCGCGCGGGCGGAAGAGGGCGCCGCGUGCCUGGGCGGCGCCGCGUCG